AUGACAGUGGCCGUCUCGCAUUGGACGAGGAGCCCCGGCACGAGCGUCAGUCUCAGCUCGCACCCGACAGACUACAACGACAUGGCCUACUCGGAAGUCCAGUUCUCAGUAGAUUCAAUGGACGAGGACAAAGACGGUAGCGGGGGCCAGUCUCACCUGCCCUGGGGAGAAGAGACAGAGGGAGCCGGCGGGGGAGGAUCGGGCUCGGGUGCGGUCCACAGCGACAGCCUCCUCUUCGAGGACUUCGUCGACCUGGAGAGGCUUUCUUCGACGACCACCGGGGGUGACGAGCUCCCUCCCUCUGCUGCCGUGCCCGACUCGUUCUUCUACAACAUGCCACUCCCCUCUCAUGGGUCCGCGUCGACGACAAGCGUAUCGGACGAUCUGGACGACAUACUAAGUUGCCACACACAUCCGCUCAUGGAAACUAGGACUAGCGCCGCAGCAGGUCCCGCUGCCACAUUAGUGCCAUCAUCAGCAGCCGCUAGAGGAGGGGCGGCGACUUCAGACGCGGUGGUACCGUCUGCUGUGGGCGUUCCGGGUAUCCAGUCUUCAUGGACGAUCGACCGUGAAGAAGAACAAAGGAAGGCUUCGACCUAUCCGGACACAGCUCACGCUGGCGGGGCCGAGUCGAUCUCUGACUCUGAGCUCCUGCGCCUGGAAGGCAUAUCGUUGAAAGCGUCGCCAUCUCGCGCUCCAUCUGUCGUCGUUUCCCAUCCUCCCACUCCUCUUCUUCAAGCUUCGUCCGCUACCAGCAGCAACAGCAACCUCCACCUUGCCGGCAGCAGCAAUCAGAACAAUACUAGCAGCAACAGUCACACCAACGGUGGUCGUAAGCCGAGCAACUUCUUCAAGGUUGUCGCAUCGAAACUGCAGCAGAAAGCUGCCUCUGUCCGCCAUAAACAACCCACCAUGUCUACCGUCGCCAUCGACAGCAGGGGUACCCUCUCCCCCAACGCCUCGCCUCGCAAGUUCAAGCUCCGUCCCGAGCAUCUCCAGAACCUCGGUGGCCCUCACCCCGCAAGACUUCCCCUGUCCCCUCCCAACAGUGCCACUAUUCCCCAGGACCUGCCUUCCGCAUCAUCAGCCGGCGGCAACCCCAUGUCGUUUGGCUGUGGCUACGUCGAAGACCCCUUCUUCGAUGCUGGUGUGGCCGUCAACCACGUCCCCGUAUUCCGUCGUAGCGAUCCUACCACGCCACUGGACACUCCCGUUCUGGAUGACAAGGGCGGCAUGUUCUAUCACCACCAGCAGAUGAGCUCCGGUAACGUUGCCAAUACCAGCAAGGCUUCCUGGCCAAUGGCCACAACAACUCCCCAGACCGACUCUCAUGUCGCUUGGUCCAAUGCCUAUGCCACUACCGAUGGCAUCGACGACCAGUGGUGGGGUGGAAACAACAUGGACUUGACAUCCAAUUCACAAUAUCAAGCACAGAACGCUCGCAACGCUACCUUCAACCUCGCCAUGCACACACAACACAGUGAACUGCCAUAUGAAUACAACAACAUCGCCGCCGCCGGACAGGAAAUGUCAGGACUCAUGAUUCACAUGCCUCAACCCCGUACCACAUCCUCGCCCAUCGUCCACUACCAGCCCCAACAGCCACUUCACCACCAGCAACAUCCCCAACAGAUGACGGAGCGGCGGCCCCGCAUGCCCCGUGCCCCCUCGGCCGGCGCCCGGCAUAUGUGCCUAUCAACGCCGAUGCGCAAGACGCGUAACCCGAGCCGCACACGUCAAGCCAGCCGCGACUCUUCAACGUCGCCCACACCUACGAAUCGCUCCCGUCACAGCAGCGGCGGCUCGUUGUCCAGUAUCGGUGGUGGCGGCGCAGCUCUCAGCGCCAGCGUUAAGAAGCGUCGGUCUUGGUCUCGUCGCGAAAGCAUGCGCACUCCUUCCAUCGGCAACUUGGGCGGUGCGUCCGAGGGGGUCGGCUUCGUCAACUUUACUCCCAGCGACAAGAAUGUUCUCAUGACCGGUGUGGCGCCCAGCGGAAGCUCCAAGACAAAGGCACGUCGGGAGAAGGAGGCGAUGGAGAAGCGACGAAGACUGAGCGAAGCAGCUAUCAAGGCCGUCAAGGCCGCCGGCGGCGAUGUGGACAAACUGGUUGAGGAAGGGUUCGUCUUCUGA
Colletotrichum abscissum is the source of this 2130-nucleotide messenger RNA. RefSeq lists its product as uncharacterized. The record is from RefSeq and is a predicted model, not a curated record. The coding region runs from base 1 to 2130 and encodes 709 amino acids. The transcript has a single exon. NCBI's taxonomy places the organism in Eukaryota, Fungi, Ascomycota, Sordariomycetes, Glomerellales, Glomerellaceae.